CCGUGACGUCACGGCCUCACCUUGUUGGUCAGUUAAGUUUCGGUUUCGGUGCUCCUCGUGUCGCAGCUUCGUGUCUCCGUUACAGGACGGUAAGGGAUCACUGUUGUCUCUGUGUGACUUCUGAUCGGCUCCAACCGCCAUCGGCUUAUUUCCGGUGGAAACAGCAGAAACACCUCGCGGGUCGCCGGGAAAUCGGUGCCUUUUGUGUCGCAGAGAAACAAAAAUUACUACAACUAACUGUUGUGUGUUCUGUCCUCAACAUAACAGCUUUUAACGCAAUUCGUGUAUACUUACCUGCAUGAGGAUGAGGGAUGUCUUACGAGGUGUUUUACGAUGUGUGUGUGUGUGUUAACCCACUAUCAGCCUGUUAUCCACACCAAGAAAAAAGAAAUUUCCAAAGUAACGUAACAUGUCAACAUUUCUCAAGUGACAGGAAGUUUCAUAACCUGACGGAUUAAAGAAAAGUGUUUUUCUCAUCUGAUGUUUUGUGAAGUUGAUGAAAAGUCGUGAAAUGCUGUGAAUUUGUGGAAAUCAGUCAGCAGGUACACACACACACAGUCCUCCAUCAGGAAACGUUUGUAUGGCUGUCGUCACUCUGUGUCAGGUGAAAAUGAUUUCACGCUGAGCUUUGUGUGUGUGUCAUGUGACUGACGGGAGUGAUGAGGAAUAACCUGUGGGAUUUCCCAGCAGGCUGUUGUGUUCGGGGCGAAGGUAUGAAUCGGUGCGAGGAGCCCGAGGAGGGAGCCCCUCCCUCUAAACUCGUGCUGUGUGGCGAAGGUGACGGCCAGACCGAAGCUCACAGCCCGGAGAGGCAGCGCAUCCCGGACCCACCUGGACCUGAACACAGCUGUGUCUCCAUGAAGAGUGAUCUGUCAAUGGAGCCUCCUCUUGCCUUCAGACGUUUAUCUGCUGAUGGAAGUUUCGAUGAGGAGAACUCAGACGCUCCCAGUGACCAGUCAGCCUGGCAGCAUCAAAAACACCUGGAAUCCAUAUUUAUGCUGCUCGAGGAGAACAUUGUCACUUUUGUGAAGACCGAACUGAAGAAGAUCCAGAAGACUUUCAAUUCAUGUCACCCAGAAGGCUCAACGAAUCAGAUGGAGGAUGAGGAUGUCUUGGACAACGAGGAAGACGAGCAGAGGAGGAGCAGCAUGGAGGCGUUUCUGAAGAUCACGCAGUACUUCCUGAAAAGAAUGAACCAGGAGGAGCUGGCUGACUGUCUGCAGAGCAGAUAUCCCGUUUCAGCUGGCUUCCAGUAUAAACUGAAAUCUAGCCUGAAGGAGAAGUUCCAGUUUGUGUUUGAGGGGAUUGCCAAAGCAGGAAACCCAGCUCCUCUGAAUGAGAUCUACACAGAGAUCCACAUCACAGAGGGAGGGGCCGGAAAGCUCAAUGAUGAACAUGAGGUCAGACAGAUUGAAAAGGCAUCCAGGAGACCAGCCAGACCAGAAACCACAAUCAGACAUGAAGACAUCUUAAAGGCCUCGCCUGGGACGGGUCGACCAAUCAGAACAGUGAUCACAAAGGGCGUGGCUGGCAUUGGGAAAACAGUCUUAAUGCAGAAGUUCACUCUGGACUGGGCUGAGGACAAAACCAACCAGGACAUCCAGUUGAUAUUUCCAUUCACCUUCAGAGAGCUGAAUGUGAUGAAAGAGAAAAAGUUCAGCUUGGUGGAACUCGUUCAUCACUUCUUCGCUGAAACCAAAGAAGCAGGAAUCUGCAGGUUUGAGAAGUUCCAGGUUGUGUUCAUCUUUGACGGUCUGGAUGAGUGUCGACUUCCUCUGGACUUCCACAACAAUGAGAUCCUGACUGAUGUCACAGAGUCCACCUCAGUGGAUGUGCUGCUGACAAACCUCAUCAGGGGGAAUCUGCUUCCCUCUGCUCGCCUCUGGAUAACCUCACGACCUGCAGCAGCCAAUCAGAUCCCUCCUGAGUGUGUCGACAUGGUGACAGAGGUCAGAGGGUUCACUGACCCACAGAAGGAGGAGUACUUCAGGAAGAGAUCCAGAGAUGAUGAGGAGCAGCCCAGCAGAAUCAUCUCCCACAUCAAGACAUCACGAAGCCUCCACAUCAUGUGCCACAUCCCAGUCUUCUGCUGGAUCACUGCUACAGUUCUGGAAGAUAAGUUGAAGACCAGAGAGGGAGGAGAGCUGCCCAGGACCCUGACUGAGAUGUACAUCCACUUCCUGGUGGUUCAGUCCAAAGUGAAGAACAUCAAGUUUGAUGGAGGAGCUGAGACAGAUCCACACUGGAAUCCAGACAGCAGGAAGAUGAUUGAGUCUCUGGGAAAACUGGCAUUUGAGCAGCUGCAGAAAGGCCACCUGAUCUUCUAUGAAUCAGACCUGACAGACUGUGGCAUUGAAGUCAAAGAAGCCUCGAUGUGCUCAGGAGUGUUCACCCAGAUCUUUAUAGAGGAGAGAGGACUGUACCAGGACAAGGUGUUCUGCUUCGUCCAUCUGAGCGUUCAGGAGUUUCUGGCUGCUCUUCAUGCCCAUCAGACAUUCACCAACUCUGGUGUCAACCUGCUGGCAGAAGAACAACCAACAUCCCAGAAGUCUGAAACAAGAACAGAUGAAUCUGCAGAGACACAGUUCUACUGGAGUGCUGUGGACGAGGCCUUACAGAGUCCAAAUGGACACCUGGACUUGUUCCUUCGCUUCCUCCUGGGCCUUUCAUUGCAGACCAAUCAGAGUCUCCUUCGAGGCUGGCUGACUCAAACAGGAAGCAGCUCACAGACCAAUCAGGAAACAGUCCAGUUCAUUAAGAAGAAGAUCAGUGAGAAUCUGUCUCCUGAGAGGAGCAUCAAUCUGUUCCACUGUCUGAAUGAGCUGAAUGAUCAUUCUCUUGUGGAGGAGAUUCAACGGUACCUGAAGUCAGGAAGUCUCUCCACAGAUCAACUGUCUCCUGCUCAGUGGUCAGCUCUGGUCUUCAUCCUACUGUCAUCAGAAAAAGAUCUGGAUGUGUUUGAGCUGAAGAAAUACUCUGAUUCAGAGGAGGCUCUUCUGAGGCUGCUGCCAGUGGUCAAAGCCUCCUACAAAGCUCUGCUGAGUGGGUGUAACCUGUCAGAGAGAAGCUGUGAAGCUCUGUCCAAAGUUCUCAGCUCCCAGUCCUCUGGUCUGAGAGAGCUGGACCUGAGUAACAACAACCUACAGGAUUCAGGAGUCAAGCUGCUGUCUGUUGGACUGCAGAGUCCACACUGUAAACUGGAAACUCUCAGGCUGUCCGGCUGUCUGAUCACAGAGGACGGCUGUGGUUCUCUGGCCUCAGCUCUGAACUCCAACCCAUCCCACCUGAGAGAGCUGGACCUGAGCUACAAUCACCCAGGACACUCAGGAGUGAAGCUGCUGUCUGCUGGACUGCACACUCUCAGGGUGGAGCCUUGUGGAGUCCGAUGGGUGAGACCGGGUCUGAGGAAGUAUGCCUGCGAGCUCACGCUCGACACAAACACGCUAAACACAAGGAUCAAACUGUCUGACAACAACAGGAAGAUGUCACACGUGGAUGAGGAUCAGCCAUAUCCCGACCAUCCAGACAGAUUCGACUACUGGCCUCAGCUGCUGUGUAGAGAUGGUCUGACUGGUCGCUGCUACUGGGAGGUCGAGUGGAGCGGAAGACUUCACAUAGCGGUGACUUACAAAGGUAUCAGCAGGAAGGGAAACGGAUACGAGUGUUUGUUCGGAAGGAAUGAUCAGUCCUGGAGUCUGGUCUGCUCCGAUACCAUUGGCUACUCUGUCUGGUAUGACAACAAGGCAACCUACAUCACCUCCUCCUCGUCGUCCUCCUCCUCCUCCGACAGAGUUGCAGUGUAUGUGGACUGUCCUGCUGGCACUCUGUCCUUCUACAGAGUCUGCUCGGACACACCGAUCCACCUCCACACCUUCAACACCACAUUCACUGAACCUCUUUAUCCUGGCUUCAGGUUCUGGUCCGACAGGGCUGGUUCCUCAGCAUUUCUGUGUUCUCUGCAGGAAAGUGAGUCUCCUCCUCCUGCUCACCAGAUAGCUCAGUCUGUACAGGAAGGUCACUGUCAACCUGAUCUGUUUAAUGAGGCGGUGGAGGAUGUGGGGGCUGAUGGAGCUGCAUGAUCGUUGGCUGACUGAAGGGAUGUCCAUGUUUACUUCCCCUCAGCACUUGUCCCUGCUGGAAUCCAUAACAAAUGUCAUUCCGUUUCUCUGGUAAACUCAAGUUAAAUUUCAGUUUCUCAUUGUUUCCGCUACAAGUUCAACAGACGUUUGUGACGUUUGAACAAUCAGAAAGACUGAGCUAAAGAACCUAUAACACAGAAAUGAAUGAACUCAGCCUUAUUGGCAGCUUUUGAUUGUUUUUAUUAUUAUUUAUUGUGCCAGUACCAGCUGGUGAUUGCUUUCCUAACUGCAUCCCUUACAUAGUCAGACCCAUCUCCACAUCUCCACAAAGGUCUGGCUGUGCACAUUAUCAUUCUAGUAUAAAGAAAAAACACUCUGGCACCUUUUUAUUCCUUUAAACCAAUCACAGUGGUGUUUGGCAGCGAUGAACCCAGGAGCCAUGGUGCCUCUCACUUCCAGUGAGUCAGACGACUCUUUGCACAGCCUCAUGUCGCCUGUAGAUGUGAGCCAGAUUACACAAACUGAGCCAAGAGUUUAAAUAAAGUCCUCCUCUGGGUCCUCAUACUGAAGACCCAAUCCUAAUCGUGUUGAAAUUCAGUUUUCCUAAACCAAUGGAACUUGCUUUGUGCAAUUACUUCACUAGAAUGUUACAAUGCCUUGUUAUUUGCACUGAGUACAACCUGAAUCACUGAAUCAUGUGGUUUUGCACACCGUUUCACAUUGUAGUAAUGUUGUGAUUGUUUAUGUUGUGGUAUUUAAAGGCCAGAGGAGAAGAAGAGCAGAGUGACAAACCUGCGAGGCACAAUAAAGUGAAUGGCUUUUGCUGACUGCAAGUCUGUCUUUAGGGAUUUUCUUUCCAAGUAUGUAAAUAUAAAGCUUGUCCUGCACUGCACUGGGAUCUGUUUUGUCCCUUGUUUUGAGCGCAUGAAAAGGUGUUCAAUAUGUUCAACAUGUUGGGGGCGGGCGGGCGAAACAGCCAUUAAGCCAAUUGUCCUCAUACAAACAAACUCUAAACUCAUUAAUAUCACCGGAGAGAAAGUUCAGUUGACUGAGCUGAGAGAAUUGAAUGAUUGUGAGAUUUGUGUCUGAAGCGGUUUGGCCCCUUGUGAUCCUUCGCUGUAACAGCCACAGAUCAACCUGCCCGACGACGUGAGGAGCUGCAGCUCCAGCAGCUCCAGCAGCACCUUCAGAACCUUUCAUGACUGCUUUAACUGACGAGGAUUUAUUUGUGAUGUGCUUUUAUUUUGUUUUAUUUUGUAUUAUGUGUCUUGUGUGCUCUUUUUGUACUGUACUUUACUCCACUUUUUAUUAUUGUACUGUUUCUCUGCAAAGGGAUCACAUAUGCCAAGCAACCUGACGUUAUAAUCUGGUUUGAUGUGUGCAUUAAACAAAUAAAUAAAGAUAAAUAAAUUAACUUUCUCAAAA
This is a messenger RNA of Scatophagus argus, 5504 nucleotides long. Its product is annotated as NLR family CARD domain-containing protein 3-like. The record is from RefSeq and is a predicted model, not a curated record. Gene Ontology annotation, molecular function: protein binding. Bases 660 to 4079 code for a protein of 1139 amino acids. Lineage: Eukaryota; Metazoa; Chordata; Actinopteri; Scatophagidae. The transcript is spliced from 9 exons.